Messenger RNA from Mugil cephalus (flathead mullet), 2069 nucleotides. RefSeq names its product charged multivesicular body protein 4b-like. The transcript has 5 exons. Gene Ontology annotation, biological process: vesicle budding from membrane; late endosome to vacuole transport via multivesicular body sorting pathway. NCBI's taxonomy places the organism in Eukaryota, Metazoa, Chordata, Actinopteri, Mugiliformes, Mugilidae. Gene Ontology annotation, cellular component: multivesicular body; cytoplasmic side of plasma membrane; ESCRT III complex. The coding region runs from base 169 to 837 and encodes 222 amino acids. The record is from RefSeq and is a predicted model, not a curated record.
AGGAAGUACAAAAACAUCAACAAUCCUUCCAGGUUCAGGCUAGGACGAAGAGUAGCCUAGCAGCCAAGUAGCGUUAGCCAAGCUCGUGUUUUUCGAGAGCUUUUACAUUUGUUUAUUUUAUUUUUUUUAUAAUAUUUUUUUUUUGUAGUACCCCCUCCCCUCCUAAAUAUGUCGUUGUUUGGGAAGAUAUUCGGAGGAGGAGGAAAAGGAGGAAAGGGACCGAGUCCACAGGAGGCUAUCCAGAAACUCCGAGAGACGGAGGAGAUGCUAACGAAGAAACAGGAAUUUUUAGAGAAAAAGAUCGAGCAGGAGCUGCAGAUCGCCAAGAAGAAUGGCAUGAAAAACAAAAGAGCGGCUCUGCAGGCCUUGAAAAGAAAGAAGCGGUACGAGAAGCAGCUCACUCAGAUCGACGGCACGCUGUCGACCAUCGAGUUCCAGAGGGAGGCUCUGGAGAACGCCAACACUAACACGGAAGUGCUCAAGAACAUGGGCUUCGCUGCCAAGGCCAUGAAGUCUGCGCAUGAAAACAUGGACAUUGACAAGGUGGACGACCUGAUGCAGGACAUUACAGAGCAGCAGGAGCUGGCCCAGGAAAUCUCCGACGCCAUCUCUAAACCCGUUGGCUUCGGAGAGGAGUACGAUGAGGAUGAGCUGCUGGCAGAGCUGGAUGAGCUGGAACAGGAGGAGCUGGACAAAAACCUGCUGGAGAUUGGGGGGCCGGAGAACGCCCCCCUCCCCAACGUGCCUUCUACUUCGUUACCUUCCAGACCUGCCAAGAACGAGGAAGACGAGGAUGACAUCGAGGAUCUGCAACGCUGGGCGAUGCAAGCCAUGUAAACGCAGCAUCCGCCUCAUCGUCACACCUGCAUCGGAGAGAGAAGAGAGAACGCAACGGGGUGGGAGAGGGGGAGGGAGGGGAGAGGGGGGGGGUGAAUGGACUGAUGUUGUGUGUGAGUGUUUUUGUGUGUCUGAAGAGCGAGUCGACCGUCUUCUUUAUGUAACACUACGAGAAAAAAAAACAUAGCGACAAUGCUGUAGUCUUUCUUUUUCCUGCCCCCCCCUCCUUCACGAAUCCAGAGAUCGCUGGGUGCUCAGCGCAAACGAGCCAGUCGAGGUCUUUUAUAUUGAAGCUCUUUCACUGCACCGUUAUUUUAACACUUGACUCUAACACAGUACUAGCACUUCGUCGUCCUUGUACCGAGCAGCUACAAUUAACCGGCCCGCAGAGUUCACACAGCAGCGUGAUGUUAUGAGCUCUGUGCUGCCGUAGUUUUCUGACAGAGGAAAUAUCCAGCGCACAUAUUUACUGGUAUUUGUGGCGUUUACCUCGCUGGGUGUUUUUCUUUUCUUUCCCCGUUUGAAUGAAACAUGAAAUAACCCUUUCCCUCCCUGUUUUUGUUACCUGUUCUUUAAACUUAAGUCCGGUUGAGCAUGCGCAGGGUGGGAAAAAAAAAAGAAGCUGUGUGUUUGCUCCGCUUUCGUUUUCAGGCUGCGUGCUUUGAACCUGACUUCUCCCUCCCUCCAAGGCGCCCGUCAAACGCCCGUGGUCCGUGUCAUUCAGUGUAAAUAUCCCCCCCCAAACGACGUGUCUCUUUUUGUAUACUGUAUUUCUGCUGUCACCAAGAGGAUCCGCUGAGGUCGUGCGAAGCAUGCAACAGUGAGGAAAUCAGAAAACGGAUCGCACCUCGCACCUCACGCCUCAAAAGAGAGAGGUGUUUGACCCGACAUGUUCAUCCCGCUCUCUGUCUUGGUCCUUCUGUUUCAAAUUGUAUGUUUUAAAAAAAUAAUUAAUAAUAAUAGUAAUAAUAAACUAUUGUCACAUCUUAUCAACCGCAUCCAGAGGGGAAAGUUUGGGUGGUUUUGAAGAAGAUUAGAUUAUAGUCGGCCUACAACAUUUUGGAGUUUAAAGAGUUAAACCUUCUUUUAGUUUUUCAUGAUGUACAUUUUUUACAUAGGGAAAAAAAAACAUCAUAACACGAGGACAGAUGGACAAGCAUGUUUGCAUCUCAAUGUUUUAUUUAUCCAGAUGAAUAUUAUUUGCAAAGUCAUUAAAAGGUUUUCAAUUCUUC